Messenger RNA from Pyrenophora tritici-repentis Pt-1C-BFP, 636 nucleotides. RefSeq names its product tetratricopeptide repeat domain containing protein. NCBI's taxonomy places the organism in Eukaryota, Fungi, Ascomycota, Dothideomycetes, Pleosporales, Pleosporaceae. The record is from RefSeq and is a predicted model, not a curated record. Gene Ontology annotation, molecular function: protein binding.
AUGUUUCAAUGGGCGUUGAAUGGAAGAGAGGCAAAACUUCCAGUCAACCACAUACUGACACUUGAAACCGUUAGCGACUUUGGCACUUUCUUCGGUCGUCGAGGAAAGCUGCCAGAGUCCGAAAAUAUGUUCCGUCGAGCAUUGAAAGGGUUUGAGCAGGCGUUUGGACAUGAUUACCCAUCGACACUUUAUGCUGCCAAUAAACUGGGUUGUCUCCUCUUGAGACGAUAUAAGUGUCACCAGGUAAAGAACAUGUUCUUUCGAAUGCGAGAAGAGUAUGAGCAGGCCUCAGGGCCUCGUCGUACGUGGACAUUUGAGAUGAUAAACAACCGAGAUAGCCUCCGCGCAGAUCAGGGCAGGUUAGAUGAGGCCGAGCAAAUAUUCAAGUGGGCGCUGGAGGGAUCCGAGAAGGUACUUGGGCCCGAUCACACGUCAACGCUUGACACGGUCAACAACCUGGGCAUCCUCUACGCUGAUCAGGGCAAGCUAGAUGAGACGGAAGAGAUGUACCAACGGGCGCUGCAAGGAUAUGAGACCAGCUUUGGGUCUAACCAUCCGCGUUGUCGCAGUCUUCGUCGCGCUCUUGCUACGCUUCAAGAUCGUGUAGUGACUCAAUCACUAAGCACUAGAACUUAA